CACAAUACUGAAAUCCGUCAUGACAUCCCUGGACACCAGUCAGUCCUCCAGCGGGCAGUCUGUCACUGAAUAUGUGGUACGGGUUCCCAGGAAUCCCAGUAAGAGAUACAAUCUCAUGGCUUUCAAUGCUGAAGAUAAAGUGGAUUUCUCCACGUGGAACCAGGCUCGCAUGGAAAGAGACUUGAGCGCUAAGAAGAUGUAUCAGGAAGAGGAGCUUCCAGACUCUGGAGCAGGGAGUGAAUUCAACCGCAAACAGAGAGAGGAGUCCCGGAGGAAGAAAUACGGUAUUAUCCUAAAAGAAUUCAAGACAGAGGACCAGCCGUGGGUUCUGCGGGUGAACGGCAAAGCAGGACGCAGGUACAAAGGGGUGAAAAAAGGUGGCGUGACGGAGAACGCCUCCUACUACAUUUUCACUCAGUGCCCUGAUGGAGCCUUUGAAGCCUUUCCUGUCUCAAACUGGUACAACUUCACUCCAUUGGCCAAACAUCGUACCCUGACUGCAGAGGAGGCCGAACAAGAAUGGGAAAGACAUAAUAAAAUCCUCAAUCACUUGAGCAUCAUGCAACAGCGUCGUCUAAAAGACCAAGGGGGAGAAGAUGAGGAGGAGGAGGAAGGUGCGGCAAAGCAAGAUAAGGGAGGAAAGAUAAAGAAUGACUUAAAAAUUCACGAUAUAGAGGAUGAACCAGACCGUUCCAGUGAGAGUGGGGAAGAAGGAGAGCGUCGGGUGAAGCCCCAGAAAAAGCCUGCUGCUCAGAGCAAGAAGCAAGAAUCUGAUAACGAGGCGCUCGAGGACAGUGAUGAUGGCGACUUUGAGGGACAGGAAGUGGAUUACAUGUUUGAAAGCAGAGCAAAAGCUGUGGUCCGGAGAGAGCUUCCAAAGCAUCAGAGGGAUCUCAUUGUUGAAAGAUAUCGGUCAGGAGAAGGGUACAAGAAGAUUUCCAAAGCGUUAGAUAUACCGUGGAACACAGUGAAAGCAGUCAUUAUCAAGUGGAGAAAAUAUGGCACAACAGAGACAUUACCAAGGACUGGACGUCCCUCCAAAAUCGAUGAAAAGACGAGAAGAAAACUGGUCAAAGAGGUUUGCAAGAGGCCUACGGCAACCUUAAAGGAACUGCAGGAAUUUCUGGCAAGUACUGGCUGUGUGCUACAUGUGGCAACAAUCUCCCGUAUUCUUCAUAUGAAUGGGCUAUGGGGUAGGGUGGCAAAACGGUGAACCAUGGUGGUGGCAGCUUUGGGGCUGUCUUUCUUCAGCUGGAACCGGGGCCUUAGGGUGGAGGGAAUUAUGAACCGUUCCAAAUACCAGGCAAUUUUGGUGCAAAACCUUCAGGCGUCUGUUGGGAAGCUGAAGAGGGAGUUCACCUCUCAGCACGGCAACGACCCAAAACACACAUCCAAAUCCACAAAAGCGUGGCUUCACCAGAAGAAGAUGAACGUUUUGGAAUGGCCCAGCCAGAGCCCAGACCUGAAUCCAUUUGAACAUCUGUGGGGUGAUCCAGGAGGACCGGAGAUGUCCUCGCAAUCUGACAGAUGUGGAGAGCUUUUACAAAGAAAAGUGGGCAUGUAUUACCACGUCAAGACAUGCCAUGCUAAUAGACUCCUACCCAAAAAGACUGAUUGCUGUAAUAAAAUCAAAAGGUGGUGUAACAAAGUAUUAGUUUAAGGGUGUGCACGCUUACGCAACCAGGUUAUUGUGAGUUGUUUUCAGUUAUUUCAGUUUGUUUUGCAAUUGAAUUGUUCACGUUAUAGGUCACAUUAAAGGUGGGAAAAGUUCUGACAUGA
Molecule: messenger RNA, 1779 nt
Organism: Spea bombifrons (plains spadefoot toad)
Lineage: Eukaryota; Metazoa; Chordata; Amphibia; Anura; Pelobatidae
Product: general transcription factor IIF subunit 1-like
Exons: 8
Coding region: 20-1213 (397 amino acids)
Biological process (GO): positive regulation of transcription elongation by RNA polymerase II; DNA integration; DNA transposition
Cellular component (GO): nucleus; transcription factor TFIIF complex
Molecular function (GO): RNA polymerase II general transcription initiation factor activity; TFIIF-class transcription factor complex binding; DNA binding
Source: RefSeq, a predicted model, not a curated record